Molecule: messenger RNA, 1422 nt
Organism: Priceomyces carsonii
Lineage: Eukaryota; Fungi; Ascomycota; Pichiomycetes; Serinales; Debaryomycetaceae
Exons: 1
Coding region: 1-1422 (473 amino acids)
Source: RefSeq, a predicted model, not a curated record
AUGCAAACUAUGCGUAACCUGAACUUAGCGCAUGGCAAUGUUCAGCGAAAAAGCAGGAGUCAGACGAGAGGAAAUGAGACUGGAGCUAAAGACUCAGUAAAUAAAGAGUGUAGAGAGAGCCAUAGACAUGGAACGGAAGUAAAUAGAAGCAGGGAAAGCAGUGUCAGAGGAAGAAGUAGAGAGAGCAGUCUUCAUCGAAAGAAGAGAUUUGGACGGGAGGGAAAUGUGGAAUUGUUGCAGACCGCAUUGAGCCAUAAUCAUCAAAUGUCUUCCAAGUCGACAUCGUCGACCAAUAUGUCAACAAGAAAGAACAUAUCUACGACACACGAGACUACUCGUCCACAAAUAAGAAAGUGGAAUUCAUAUACAUCAGCCAACUCUGAUUCCGGCCUUUCUCCACUUACUGUGAUUCGAAGCCAACCGGGUGAACAAACAACAAAACAGCUUCUGAAUCCUGACAACUCAUUUAGAAGCUUGAGUUUACAGGGAUCAAUAGAGCAGGAAGGUACUCAGGGAGAAUUAGAGGAUACAGAUACGAAGUCCAGGGGUGAAGAAGUUGACGGGAAGAUGUAUAUUCUGCCUUCUUCAAGUUCAAGUCAACCUGCUAAUAAAUUGUACAAUAAAAUUAAUCUGAUUAUUAAAAAAGCACAUAAUAGUAUGAAUUCAUUGGUACCAAUCACUUCAGGUUCAAAAGAAAUUCAGCCAUCUAUGAACUCUGGUAACAUUUCCAAUUAUCAAAGCGAAUCUGACGAUGACACAGAGACUCAAAUUGACGUCUGGACCCCGCAAACUCUAGACCUGCCCGAAAUUAGGCCAAAGGAUGCAAACAAACUAUGGAAUGAAGCAAGCGACUUUCAAAACACAUUGAUUAACAAAUUCAACAUGAAUAUCAACAAUUAUGGAAAUGAGAUCCCAACCAAAUUUGGAAGAGUACAACAAAAAGUUUUGGACUUUAAAGAGCUUUACGCAUCUGAGCCUCCCUCGGUUCAGCUGAACGGAAACGUCCAGUCAUACGAUAUCAAAAUUCAACAUGAUACAUUGAUGAAUCAAUAUACUUCGAUAAGACUUCGAUUUGGCAGCAAAAUAGCAUCUGGUAAGGGCCAGCUCAAGACAGAUACUGGUAUCCUAGGCUUUAUCAACAGAAAGCAUCGUUCGAAUAAUAUGGAUAUUCAAAACGAUAAAUACAAACCUUUGGAUAAUUUGGAACUCACUCCGCGUGAAAGAAUCACUAUUGAUAACAAGAGUGAGUAUGUCGCAUCAAUGUGGAAAAGAGCCCUCAACAGCUCAUUCAACCGUGAGCCACCCCAGGAUCCUACUACCUCUGAAUUAGAAACUCAGGAUGAUGAUGAUAUCUUUAGUAAAGAAACUUCAUCUCUUGACUUAUCAGCAAUCGCUAGAGGUGUCAAGUUUAAUCAGCUUUAA